CGAUUAAUGAUGACGUCAGAGUCGUCUCCCACCUUGCAAGGGAAAUAAUUUCAAACGCUGCGCCCUCGAAUUGGGUGACAAGGGUGACGCGUCUAAACGAGUGCGAGGUGUCAAAAUGAGACAUUUCAAUGGGCAGUUUUAUCUUGAGUGACGUACGCAUUUAUGAAGUCAACUAGGGGGCAGGAGUUUCGAUGUGGUAUUUCAUAUAUUUUUUUAAGGCACAAUGUUUGAGCCCCUCGAGACGCUGCUGAAAUAUGAUACCCCUGUGUUAAUCAGCAAAACCACAGAUAAAAAGUGCUCAAAGGGGGGGCGUCCAUUUAAAGUGAGCACCCAGCCCCAUGCUGACUCCCCCGUGCCACCGCCACCUAAAGCCAAAUCCUCAGCAUCUCAAGCACCCCCCCAGCAAAAUGAAGACAUACUCAACCUCAUAUUUCCACCCAGGGAAUGGAUGGAAGGAAACCAACUGUGGGUGCAACAAGUGUCCAGUGCACCAUGUACGCGAGCAGAUGUGGUGAAUCUCGAGGAGCAACUAGACAGGAAACUGCAGCAAAGACGCGCCAUAGAGACGGGAAUAUGUCCUGUCCGAAGAGAGCUUUAUACCCAGUGCUUUGAUGAGCUGAUCCGACAAGUGACCAUCAACUGCGCUGAGAGGGGUCACUUGCUGCUGCGGGUCCGAGAUGAAAUCCAGAUGACUAUCGCCGCUUACCAGACUUUCUACGAGAGCAGUGUGGUUUUCGGCAUGCGGAAAGCUCUUCAGGCCGAACAGGACAAGGUGGACAUGGAGAAAACCAUUGCUGUGCUGGAAAAGCAGAAAGAAGAGCUGGUGAAAGAGUUACGUGACGAAAAGGCCAAAUGCGACGCCAUUGAAAAGACUGAAGAGGAAAAACAUGAAGUGCAGGAAAAGAAGUACACAGAACAGAUUCAGUUCCUGAAGAGAACCAACCAGCAGCUUAAGGCCCAGCUGGAGGGGGUUGUGACACCGAAGUAACUUCACAGCAGCCAUUUGACUACAUAGCAUGUCACUGAACAAUUUCUUUUAUAUGACUGAAAAGAACUAAAUGUCUUUUUUAAUGAAUGAGCGUAACGGUCUAAUUUUCUGUCCCUUAUUGUUAUUCCUCUGAUGAAUUAACUUUGGGGACCAUAACAGACAUGUAAACUUAAAAGUUUAGUAUUUAUCCUGGUUAAAGUAUCAGGA
Messenger RNA from Corythoichthys intestinalis (scribbled pipefish), 1195 nucleotides. Its product is annotated as axonemal dynein light intermediate polypeptide 1-like. Lineage: Eukaryota; Metazoa; Chordata; Actinopteri; Syngnathiformes; Syngnathidae. Gene Ontology annotation, cellular component: filopodium; axoneme. Bases 224 to 988 code for a protein of 254 amino acids. Gene Ontology annotation, molecular function: dynein heavy chain binding. The record is from RefSeq and is a predicted model, not a curated record. The transcript has 6 exons.